This is a messenger RNA of Mycena indigotica, 908 nucleotides long. RefSeq lists its product as uncharacterized. NCBI's taxonomy places the organism in Eukaryota, Fungi, Basidiomycota, Agaricomycetes, Agaricales, Mycenaceae. The record is from RefSeq and is a predicted model, not a curated record. The transcript has 2 exons. The coding region runs from base 1 to 837 and encodes 278 amino acids.
AUGGGCCCCAUGGCGCACUGGCAAGCUUAUGUCCCCGUGAUUCCCCAGCUCAGCGAGCGCUGCACACCAACCCGGUGGACGCGGAUGGCCCUCGGCCGACUCGCACUGGCGCUCCAUCUCCUGGGCCCGGGCCCGCCGAUUGCGAUUUCGAUUGUCAUCAAGCCUGCCGCAGUCGCAGCGCUGCCAUUGCCGUGUCUGCAUACAAUUAUACAGCGGCGCGAUGCAGACUCCCCGGGCCCGCCGGCGCGCACCAUGCCCUGGCCCGAGGUGCUGACGAUCGUCGGCGCCGCCGUCGCUGUCCUUGCUGUCGCCGCCGUCUCCCUCGCAUGCUACUGGCGGUUCACGCGGCGGAUCAGCCAGGACGUCGCGCCGCGGCCCUUCGGACUCGGCGGGGCGCGGCCCGGGCGGGCGGGGUCCCUCGCGUCGUGGGCGCCGGCGAUCAGACGGAGCCUCCGCCGGUUCCGCGAUCGGCGGGUGAGGGACGGCCCGGGGGCCGAGGAUCAGCCGCUGGCGCCCCGACGCACGGACACCGGGUCCACGACGCACGAGCUGUACCUCUCCAACCAGCGCCACCGCGCGCGGGAGAAGCUCGACGCGGAUCCGGAGUCGGACAUAGAAGCCGCGCCGCUCCAUCGCAGCCCCUCCGUGGGCGAAAGCACCGUCACCGGCGACGCGGACAACGACGGCCUCGGGCCGGAGACGGUGCACACACAGCUCGCGAGUGCGCUCAGCCGCAUCGAACAGCUCAACACGCGGAUUGUGCACCUGGAGCUGCAGCUGACGGAGUCGCUGUUCCGCCCCCCCGCAUCGAGUUCCGAGAGUGCAACGGUCGAAUAGUCGUCGAGACAACGAGACGAGACCAGUGCAUUGAAGGAUGCCACGGCGCCGCUUGUCACUUGAGAGCUUGA